AUUACUGAGAUGCAUCAGGACAGGAUUAAAAGUGAUCUUACCAGAGGAACAAUGACAGAGUUUGAGCAGAAGCUCCGUAAGCAGCAUGAGGACUCCAUGCACCGUGAGCUGGAAGCACUGCUCACUUCAGCUGACAAAUCUGAAGCAGAG
This is a messenger RNA of Austrofundulus limnaeus, 150 nucleotides long. Its product is annotated as UTP--glucose-1-phosphate uridylyltransferase. Lineage: Eukaryota; Metazoa; Chordata; Actinopteri; Cyprinodontiformes; Rivulidae. The record is from RefSeq and is a predicted model, not a curated record.